UCCGCAGAUGUCUGCUGCUUCAUGGGCUUUGGUUGCGUCUGUUCCCCCAGCGCCACUGACUGUUGUCUACUGUCGUCAUCUCUCUAUUUCGGUUUCUGACCCGCUCUCGUUCUUUCUGAUACUCUGUCUCUCUGUCUCUUUUACUAUCAUGUGAAUCUACUUUGUGAAUUACGAGCCAUCACUAAAGCCUGGUCCGUCCUGAUUUGAGUGUCAUUCCACCAGAGGUCCGGAGCAAAGGCACAGGAUAACCACCCGCCAUUCCAAGGACUGGGUUCACUUAGUUGAGGUUGUAGGAACUUCUAUCGAUUCAGAUGUUUACCCCGCAUUUGAGUUCCAGCUCCCCACGAGUACGAUUAAAUUGGAUCCACAGUUUCUCCAUCAAGCAGAAAUAUGAAAGAAUGUGUAUUUCACGGCUACUUGAAGGCUGUACGGAUGUCCCACAAGGCUUGUGGUUCCAUCCCAACAUCACCGGAAUCGAGGCAGAGCAGCUCCUCUUAACACGGGGUGUUCAUGGCAGUUUCUUAGCCCGGCCGAGCAAAAGCAACCCAGGGGAUUUUACUCUCUCCGUUAGGCGGAACGAUGAGGUCACCCACAUUAAGAUCCAGAACUCCGGGGAUUACUAUGACCUGUAUGGAGGGGAGAAGUUUGCUACGCUGGCAGAGCUGGUCCAGUACUACACAGAGCAGCAGGACCUCCUCAGAGAAAGGAAUGGGGAUGUUAUCGAGCUCAAGUACCCACUCAACUGCAAGGACCCCACCUCUGAGAGGUGGUACCAUGGGCACCUCUCCGGACGCGACGCUGAGAAGCUGCUCAUGGAUAAAGGCAAGCCUGGCAGUUUCCUGGUCCGUGAGAGCCAGAGCAAACCGGGUGACUUUGUGCUCUCUGUUCUCACCAAUGAGGAGAAGCACGAGAAUGUGGACCGCAAGACAAAGGUUACCCAUGUCAUGAUUAGAUACCAGCAGGAUGGGAAAUAUGACGUAGGAGGAGGCGAGAGGUUUGACACCCUAACUGACUUGGUGGACCACUACAAGAAGAACCCCAUGGUGGAGAAGAGUGGGAUCGUUGUUCACCUCAAACAGCCCUUCAAUGCCACCAGAAUAAAUGCAGCCAAUAUUGAGAAUCGGGUAAAGGAGCUCACCAAAGUAGCAGACAACUCGGAGAAACCCAAACAAGGGUUCUGGGAAGAGUUUGAGGUGUUACAGCAGCAGGAGUGUAAGCUUCUCUAUCCCAGGAAGGAAGGACAGAGAGCAGAGAACAAAAGCAAAAACAGAUACAAGAACAUCCUCCCUUUUGACACCACGCGGGUGGAAAUCAGAGAAGCAGAUGCAGAUGUUCCUGGCUCAGACUACAUCAAUGCCAACUACAUCAGAAGUAUGCAUGAAGAAGGCCGUCAUGUGGAGGAGGGCAAGUUGUUCAUUGCUACGCAGGGUUGCCUUCAAAACACUGUGGUGGACUUCUGGAAGAUGGUGUAUCAGGAGAACACACACGUCAUUGUCAUGACCACCAAGGAGAUGGAGAGAGGGCGGAACAAGUGUGUACGCUACUGGCCUGACCUUAACGCCACUAAGGACUUUGGGAAAGUGAGUGUAAAGAACGUGGAGGAGCAUCCAGCUCAAGACUACAUCCUGAGGGAACUGGAGGUGACACGUUUAGACCGGCAGAGGGAGCCAGUGAGGUAUAUCUGGCAUUACCAGUACCUGAGCUGGCCUGACCAUGGUGUGCCCAACGAGCCCGGAGGUGUGCUCAGCUUCCUGGAGCAGGUCAACCGUACACAGAGCGCCAUUCCAGACACCGGGCCCAUUGUGGUCCACUGCAGUGCAGGAAUUGGGAGAACAGGCACAAUCAUUGUCAUUGAUAUUCUCAUUGACAUAAUCAACAGACAAGGAUUAGACUGUGACAUCGACAUCCCUAAGACUAUCCAGAGGGUUCGUCAGCAGCGAUCAGGCAUGGUGCAGACUGAAGCCCAAUAUAAGUUCAUAUAUAUGGCUGUCCAGCAGUACAUUGACACGGCACAAAAGAGACUUGAGGAGGAGCAGAAGAAUAAGACAAAGGAGAGGGAGUACUCCAAUAUCAAAUCCCCUCCAAUGACCAAUGACCGAUCAAAAACCAACAUGACCUCUGUGCCACGUUCCUCUGUAAGGUUGACAAACGACGACCCUUGUAACGUGUAUGAGAACUUGAACAUCAAGACCAACCCAAAGACCUCUGGGAGUUGUAGUAACACUAGGAGGUAAUGGCCAGACAUCGAUCUCUGCCUCUCUCAACCUCUCUUUUUAGCUGAGGUGCCACUUUCCCAGUGCCUGAACCAUGGGGGUCAUGUGGACCUCUGGCCCUGGACCCCCGGGCAGUGGACCCUGCCUCGGGUGAAGGUGGUGGUGCUGAUCCUUCUUAGUGUCUCUCCCUUCUGCUGCCAUGGCUGGCCGCCUGGAGCCUCCCCCUCUACUGUGACAGGGGUACAGCCCAACGCUCUUGACCUUCUGUCGCCACCAUUCUCUUGCCCUCACUAAGAUGUCUCCUUGGCUUCACAAACUCUUCAACCUCUCCUGUGUACCAACAAAGUGCCUGCCCCCCUGGUUUUUCACACAGCUAUUCCGUUUCAUCGCCCAAACCACCCAGCCACCAACUAACCCAAUAAGUCAAUUUCUGUAGACCCUCGAACUAAAUUGACAUAAGAAACAAACAGUGGUGUACUCUUCUGCAAUAUCAAUGUUCAAGUGAUUGGGGGGUUUUUCACUACAUGAUGUUUAACCAUAAACAAGCUGGACGGGACAUGAAAAAGUGAAGCCCCACGCCCCGCUGACUGUCAUCUAGAUGAACCAAUGAUUCUAGCAAUGUUCUGUUCUUGCUUACUUGCUUGCAGCGGUUAUUAGUGUGGUGUUGAUUGAUGGUGGUGUAAUUUGAAGUGAUUUGCUACCACAAGGCACUGGCGCAGAAAAGCUAACUCCUUGCGCAACCCUCUCCCAUCCUUCAUGAAAACGCUCCAUUUUCAAAGGCACAAGGAAGGUCAUGGUAUUUGCAUGGUAGGGCCUUUUUUGAGUGAGGAGCUGAUUUCAGGGUUGGAUGUGGACAUUUUCCAUGUUUGUGUACAGGGAAGUAUUGUCUCAAUAUAGUUUGAGAAGUUCUUGAUUUUCCCCAGUAGUCCUACCAAUAGUCUUUUGUGCCAAUAGAAGAUGUUUACCACCAUCACAGGUAACGAGAGCCUAUUCAAAGAUUUUAAGAUUAAUGAGCUCCUGUUCUGUAGCUGCUGGGGCCUGAGUUUUGUUCCUGUUUGUGAUUGUCUGAAAUGGCUGCGUGUAAUACUCCCAUAACCUUUUGACAAGGAGAGGGAGCUUGAAGUUCCAACUUACUCAUGCAGUUUAUUUUGUCAUAGUCCUUGUCUUAUCAGUUGAUUCUUGUUAUUAGUGGAGUCACUUUGUACAGGACAAUUUCAAUGUUUUAGCAAAUUGGGAAAACUCCAAAAGGUAUUAUCUCAGAAUGAAAUCAAAUUCCAAAUAAAAAAAUAUUUAAAGGGUUACACCUUUAAACCAGAUUCUGGUUUAUAUUCAGGUUUAUGGGUUUUAUCUCACCCAUUAUAACGAGGUUGCGAAAUCGAAUCCCCGAGCCGACUAGGUAAUAAAAUCUGAUGUUCUAUCCUGUCCUUGAGCAAGACAUUAAACUGUAAAUGCUCCUGGAAGGCUGUAAAACAUUUCUGAUCCCCUGGCUCUGACACCUCUCUCAGGGACUGUGGGAUAUGCAAAAGAACACACUUUUAAAUAUUACCUAAUUAUUAUUUUAUUAUAAUAUGCUUUCAAGUAUAAAAUCAGUGUGUAGAUUCUUACUAUAUUGGCAUCAUAAUAAAUUAUUUGCCUUUGAAUUGAAUGGCGUAACAAAGAAACAUGUUCAGUCCCACUGGAUCGCAGACAAGUUUCUCCUAACCCCUUCCAAAACAUGCUGUGUUUGACUUCUGGGUUGUUAGUUUGAGUGGGGUUUUUGAGAUAAGAGCGGAUCCCGAAUGGGUCCGGGGGCGGUUCUUCUCACAAAGACCCCUGAAGGGUUGGAAAACUAUUAUUGUCCAUUAAUGAUUAUUGGAGACUCUACCUAAUACGCACAGGUAUUCAGUUUUGUUCUACAGUUAGAUCAAAGCAGAUUUAGAAGGUAAGUUAGAAGGUUAGGAAGAUCAUAUAGAAGAUCAUAGGAAAUCCUGUCAAAUAGUGUCUUUAAUACUGUAUCACGCUCACAUAGCUGCUGUUACAAAUUCCACAUAGUUGUCACAGACUAGAUGGAUAUUCAAUUGAGAGGAUAACCAAAAAUGGGAGAGAAGUCAGGAAGUUCACUGACGUGGGCUGCCAUCCAUGAAGUCUUUAGUCAUUCAUUACUGAGCCAGAUGGGCCUACAGCCCAAGAUUAAAGAAUAGGUUUUGUCUCCAAAAAGUAAUCUACAAGAUGGCUAUAAUCCAGGAUUGACGAUGUUGGGAGAGUAAAAGCCGUCAUUGAUGAUGUCAUAUGAUGUAUCAUGGGUAGGGGUUUCUCUCUGGACAGACGUCCGGCUAACUCUCAUAUACAGGCAUGAAAAUGACAUUAAAUAUGUUCACACUGGAUUAACCCAGCGGCUCAAUGGUUUCUUCCUUUUGAACAACCCAGUUAUUUGGCUAUUCAGGGGCUGAUAUUUGUUAUCUGUUGUUUAUGUAGGGUUGUUCUUGUCCAUAGUGUUCAGGCUUUACAACUACGUCUCAUCCUAACGCCAAUGCAGUAACAUUCAUCAACACUGAAACUAUGUUGUUUCAGUAUUUCCUUUAAUCUGAUGUUUCUGAAAGUAUUAUUGGAUGACUUUUUUUUGUUGCUAUUGCAGUUGUUGAUGUAAUAUUCAUGCUAUAUUCUGAAAUCACUGGUAAAAUAACCUGUGUCACUGGAAGUUUCAGGUAUGUUUAAAUUAAGUGGUAUGCUUUUUUGAAGUGAACACGGAAAUUGUUUGUGAACCGAUCCCUUCAAUUGCCUCCCGAUCUCCCAAUCUUGUCCGUUGAAUUAAAAUGUCAUUUUUGGUUUCUGUUUUCUUAAUUAUGUUGCACUGUUAAUUAUGAUCAUUCUAAUGUUAAUUAUGGUUUUUAUUGUAUUUCACUCUGCCUGUAAGGGUCAAGAUUUUGUAUGAUUUGGUGAAACAUUUAGGUGUGAAUCCAACUUUAAUUUUCACUUAAUCAUGCAUUAAUGUCAGUUGGAAACUAAUAGAAAAUUUGACUGAAGUGGAAAUUACUAUGUGCCCAAACACCAAAUACUUGAAAUUCUAUUAAAAACUGCUAAAUGCUUUGGCUGUGGGCUCGUGAUCUGUAACUGUAAGGAUGUUCAUAGGCUAUUUAAAGAGCACAAUAUGUCUUGCUAUAAGUGACAUCAGUCUUGUGAGUUUUAUUUUAAAUUUUCUGAGGAGUUUCAAAUUGUAAAUAUCCUAUUGUCAUUUGAUGCAUUUUAUAUUUUAUUAGAAUUUCAUUAUUCUAAUUUUGUUUAUAUUUAAUAAUUAUUAUUAUUUUAAAUUGUAAGCUACAUUAAGCAGGUUGUUCUGGGAUGGAUACAGUAAUAAUAUCAGUAAUUUUAUUUCUGCUCCUUAAAUUUACUUGAAUAUUCAUGUCAACAUAUUUUUCAAAACUCCUUUUUCCUUUGUUGGUUACAAUAUGCUUGAUUUGAGUAGUGGUGUAUUGACUGAUCCUAUGUUCGGAUGAUGACUGUUUCCCUUCUUGCACUGGCUUAGCCCAAACCUUUUCUGUCCAGGCGUAUAGCAACGAUGCAAUGAGUUUGACUGGAUGGUAAAAUACUUAAUUUAAACAUUGAAUAAAAAACCAAUGAAGGAAUAACCAAACAUAAACCAUUUCUCUUUCCUGUCUCUGUGCUAUGGUAUUUUUUUUCUAGGCUCAUCUUAUAUUCUGUAAAAUGUGAUUUGUCCCUGAUGUCCAUGGACAGCACAGUCUUUUCAUAAUGGUAAAUAUUUAUUUAUUAUUGUCUUCUGCAAUUCACUAGACAUUUACUAGGUAAAAGUAAAAAUGCAAAAGCUGUUACCAUGCAUCUCAAAAACACAAUUCAGCAACAUAUUAUAACUGAACUAUUUGCCAAAAUAGAUCUCUACAUUUUAAACCCAUCCAAUAGGUUUUGUGAAAGAGGAUAGGAUCAUAUAAACAAGGAACUGCAAUUCAAAUUCUCCCACAUACUUCACCUUUGCUCUUCAUAAUAAACAUUUAUGUAGAAAUUCCCACAUACAGGAAGAACCACUCCUACUGGAAAUUCCACUCUCUAUGUCCACUCCUUAUUUUACAAAGAAGUAGUUAAUUAUAUUCCAAUUAGGUAAUAAAAAGCACAUGGUUAGUAAUAGUAGAUGUGUAUAGGGAAAUGAC
This is a messenger RNA of Esox lucius (northern pike), 6352 nucleotides long. RefSeq names its product protein tyrosine phosphatase non-receptor type 11b (gene ptpn11b). Gene Ontology annotation, biological process: protein dephosphorylation. The record is from RefSeq and is a predicted model, not a curated record. Bases 312 to 2234 code for a protein of 640 amino acids. The transcript is spliced from 16 exons. NCBI's taxonomy places the organism in Eukaryota, Metazoa, Chordata, Actinopteri, Esociformes, Esocidae. Gene Ontology annotation, molecular function: protein tyrosine phosphatase activity.